GUCCACCCCUUUCAGUUUCUGGGGACUGCGCGCCGACGCAGACGGGCAAGCGGAGCCAACAUGCCGGUGGCCCGGAGCUGGGUAUGUCGCAAAACCUAUGUGACCCCGCGGAGACCCUUUGAGAAAUCCCGCCUCGACCAAGAACUGAAGCUGAUCGGUGAAUAUGGUCUCCGAAACAAACGGGAGGUCUGGAGAGUCAAAUUUACUCUGGCCAAAAUUCGCAAGGCUGCCCGAGAACUGCUGACGCUGGACGAAAAGGAUCCCCGACGUCUGUUCGAAGGCAAUGCCCUGCUGCGGCGACUGGUCCGUAUUGGGGUGCUGGACGAGGGCAAGAUGAAGCUGGAUUACAUAUUGGGCCUGAAGAUUGAGGAUUUCUUGGAGAGGCGCCUGCAGACCCAGGUCUUUAAGCUGGGCCUGGCCAAGUCCAUCCACCAUGCGCGUGUGCUCAUCCGGCAGCGCCACAUCAGGGUCCGCAAGCAGGUGGUGAACAUCCCGUCCUUCAUUGUCCGCUUGGACUCCCAGAAGCACAUCGACUUUUCCCUACGGUCUCCAUAUGGGGGUGGCCGCCCAGGCCGCGUGAAGAGGAAGAAUGCCAAGAAGGGCCAGGGUGGGGCCGGGGCUGGUGAUGAUGAGGAGGAGGAUUAAGCCCUCCCCUCCUGGGCUGGAGGGUUGUUUUCCAGUCUCAUAAUAAAACGGAAUGAAUCCUU
Molecule: messenger RNA, 707 nt
Organism: Sciurus carolinensis (gray squirrel)
Lineage: Eukaryota; Metazoa; Chordata; Mammalia; Rodentia; Sciuridae
Gene: Rps9
Product: ribosomal protein S9
Exons: 5
Coding region: 61-645 (194 amino acids)
Biological process (GO): positive regulation of translational fidelity; translation
Cellular component (GO): cytosolic small ribosomal subunit
Molecular function (GO): structural constituent of ribosome; rRNA binding
Source: RefSeq, a predicted model, not a curated record